GUUGAGACAGCGGACCACCGGUCUGCCACCAUUUCCUGGCGGAUCUCUCCGAGUGCGGAUCUCGAACGCACGGAGCUUUGUCUCGGCGAAGAUGCAGAGGACGAGCGAAGCCAGCGGCGACUGCGAGGCUUCCGCGUGCGCUUGAGCUACGAACCGGAGCUGCGAACCACAGGAGGCGGCAUUCGGGCGCAGCCUGCCUGGACCGAAAGCAUCGGCGUCCGAGCCUCCGCUGCUGAGCGGCUCGGGACCGAGCCAGGUCUUUUCCGCUACAAGCUUCGAGAUCUCAAGUCCUGCAGCACUUGUUUGGUGCAGGUGAUGGCAGUGGCUCACGGAGAAGGUGAUGGUGAUUGGUCGGAAGCUGCACAAAUCUGCACGGAAGCCCUGGCGCCUGAAGUUCGAGGCACCCCGGUGAACGAGCAGAUUCUGCGGCAGAGUGCCUCGCUGAAAUGGGUGACGCCCAAAGAGAUUCAAGGCGCCCCCGUCUGUGGAUACAAAGUGCACCUGACCAAGACUCGAGAGCGUGGCCGCGGCGCCACACGGGAGUUCGAGUUGCAGCUGCAGGGAGCCCCGAGCCUGCUCGCCGCAGCGAGCUCAAGCGCAUCGGAGGCGCCGGAGCAGCUCGGGCGCAUAUGGAAGGAGGAGUCAGAUGGUCUCAUCACACGGAUGGAACUGCGAGACUUGGUGCCAGGCACCUCCUAUGCAGUACAGGUGUCUGCGCUCACAUCACGAGGGGAGGGAGAACGGAGUGAGUCCGUGACGUUGAAGACGCGGCCGGUGGCACCAACAAUGGGGGCUAUCCGAGCUCGUGUGGUCCACGCGUAUCAUGACCACCUGAUUCUCGAGUGCGCUGGUGCUGUGCCUGAUUGGUCACGGGGCGAAGCCAGCGACGUGAAGGGGUACAGCGCCAGGUACUACGAGUGUGCCCGCAGCUAUGGGGCCUACAACGGUGCAUGGGUCUAUGUCGAACUUGUGGAGCUGCUUGAGGAGUGCGCGAGCACAGAGCUGCUUCGCUUCGCUCUGAGAGGCCUGUCGCCAGAGCGUCAGUAUGUCGUUGAAGUGGCCGCCUUGACGGCUGCGGGAAGGGGGCCCUGGUCCGAGUCGAGCGAAAAGCUCGCGACCUGGCGGGUGGCACCGCGCUUGGCACUGCCUCAGGCGUUGCUGCGGACGCACGACACGUUGGUGCUUGGAUGGGAUCGCGAGGAGCCGGACCCUGAGACCCUCAGCGGCGAGGUUCACGACGAGGACAUCACGGAAUUCUUGGUCAAGGUCGCACCUGCCUUCGGCAAUCGCACCGCGCAGGCGCGAACGCAUCGUGUCCAGCUGCAGAAGGCUUGCAGCUUUGCAGAGACCUGGGCCGCAGUGAAAGAUGAGAACUCGUCCUUCUCGGCCACGCCCUUCUUCUUCUGCGAAGGCGCAGCGGGGCGAUAUCAGUUUGUCUCUGUGGUGCCUGGCCUUCUCCCAGAUCAGCGCUACUGUUGCCAGGUGGCUUCGGUAGCAGCCAGCGGACAGGGAGACUGGUCGCACAUCUCGAUCGAGGUCAUGAUGCUGCCCGUGGCCCCACUGGUGGACCUCGCGCAGGUGGAUGAGGUGCAGCACGAUCAGAUCCAGAUCUCAUGGGAGCACGUCCAGUUGAAGACUGGUAUCGCUCCAGGCCUCUGUGACCGCCUUUGCCUCACCAAGUCCCUCGAGGACCUGCAUGUUUGCGCCUAUGCCGUCCGGGCAGCUGCAUGGACUACCUGGCGGGGCCCGCAGUGGCGCAAACCCGAGACCGUGGAGGUGGAGACGCUUCCAGUUGCGGAAGGCGGACGCUUGCAAUUUGCGAUCAAGGACCUGGAGCCAGAGAAGCUCUAUGUCGUCGAAAUCCGAGCCCAGGGCGCCAGUGGCUGGGGCGAAUGGUCCCGAGUCGGAGAAAAUCCCGUUUGCACCGCCGUGGUCGCACAGGAGCCCACAGCGCCCGAGCUUGUCUACGCCACGUCGCGGGCGCUGACCUUUGCUUUCCCGGGUGUGGAGGACAGUCGAAUCAUUGCUUACGAGGUCCGCCGGCAUGAAGGCUGGCGAGGUCGGCCGACGAGGCCUUUGCGCUUUGACUCCCAGUCACUGGCCGUGCGUGUGACCUCGGAGAACCGAUGGGUCGUGACGGUGGACCAGCUACAGAGAGGCACGACCUACACGCUUCAGACGAGGGGGAUCACGGCUGGUGGUGGAGUCACAAAGUGGUCCGAAAAGUCUGAGCCAAUGGCCACCCUUGCCGACGAAGACACCGGCCAUGAGGUGGAGGUGAGCGUUGGCGUUAACGAUGACACCCCUGGCAUGGGCCCGCUACAGCUGGCCACCGCCAUGCCAGUAGCCGACGUCAACUCUGCAGAGUCCAUGGAGGACUUCUCCAAGAAGUUGGAGUCCGUCCUCGCCUUCACCAUAGAUCAGGCCACCGCUGGGGUGCGCCUGCCUUCGGUGCGAAUUCCCUCCGUGGCAGAACAGGCCGAGGAGCUGCUGCAUGCCCACCAUGGCGACUGCCGUGCCGCUGUGUUGGAGGCUGCGAAGAUCGAGGACGACGACACCUGGCGGACCAAGCUGCCGGAUUUCCUCAUCCAGCAGGUGCCCGUCGUUGGUUGUUCCACGGUGCUGCUUCGAGAGCUUUGGAGAAGCAUCCGGCGCUGUGCGUUGGUUGCGCACCUUUAUGGUCACGAUACUCGCAGCCCCGAGACGCAGGCCUUGAUCCUCACAUGCCUCGUUCCGGGGGGCUCUGGAACCCCGGCUGCACCGGCUGUGCCUGCAGCUGGAACCGGGUCUGCGAGUUCGCAGCAAGGCUACGUGGUGAAGGACCAGAGCGCCGUGCUGAACCCCGGCGUGCUGGGCGCUGCCGAGGAUGUCGUCUCUUCCCGGCGUGUGGCGCUGCUCGUGUCCCGGGCCUUGGCCAAGGAAACCUUCGUGCGCGCCACAGGGCUGAAAAGCGCAGGGCAGGUCGUCGGCCUCUUGGAAGUAGCCGGCCGGCUGCUGAAGAACAGCUCCAAGGAUGCGGCCUCCGAGGGCAGCGCCCUGACAGAGCAGCUGGCAGAUGACGCCUUAGUGGCUGAAGCUGCGACGCCUGUGAAGGUGGCACUGGUCGUCUUCAGGCCAAUGGCUUUGGAGGAGAGGCCCAUUCUGGUCGGCGGACUGCUGGCUCUCUGGCUGCUUCCCAUAUUCAUGUCUGCCGCGCGCUUCGUUUUCGCCAAGGUCUAUCCCCUCCUAGCGCAGCGCUUGGAGAUUCCGCUGGCAGUGAUCGUCAUUGCUGCAUUGGUUCUUCAGGUUCUGGGAGUGCUGGGCGUGGUGUGGGUGCAGCAGAAUCUGGACAACUUCCUCAGCAUUCCGGCCACCUUGGUCUUCGUCCUCUACGUCCUCAUCCCCGGCAUCUCUAUCUGCCUUGCGACCCGUAGUAUCCUCCAGGGAGCCAACGAGGCCUACUUUUUCUGCCUGCUUGGGGUGUUUAACUUGGCUCAGCCCUUACCAUUUUCCCACCGCUUUGUUCUUCAAUGA
Molecule: messenger RNA, 3513 nt
Organism: Symbiodinium sp. CCMP2456
Lineage: Eukaryota; Dinophyceae; Suessiales; Symbiodiniaceae
Source: the annotation of a GenBank genome assembly